GCCGCACACAUUGCACCUGCCAAAUGGUUUAAGAAAUAGUGACUCAUCAAACGUUUAUGCCAGGAGAAAAUAGAAACAGCUCGACAUUUUGACCAAUCAGUUUAUGUAUGCGUAAUUUCAGUCUGUUCAUGGGUUUCUGAGAUUUCCAAGCAGCAGUAGACUACAAACAACCCGAGUGUUGGUCGUGUGUGGAUGUGUUUCGCUGCUGCGCAGUACAACACGCAGCAUUGAUCCGCCUGAGCCAAUGUUGUGGAUGCACGCACUGGCAUCGAAGGAUCGCUACUCUGAAAUCCGAUGAAGGAGAAUACUCCGCCUGUGGCCCUUCAUCGGCAUCUCUCGGCCACUGGGCUUGCAAUAAACAUUCCAAAGCUGCCUUUGACACCAAAGAAUCAUCAUUGCAUUUUUUAAGAACGCUGUCGUGAUUGACCAGAGGAGACCAAAACCUACCACUACGCAUUCCGAUUUUUUAUUGCCUGCUUGAGGGCUACCUGCAACUGUCACCCUCUAUUUCUGCUGUCAAUAGAUUUCAACCAGCAUCUCUUUUGACCAUCGGUUACCCAGACCGAGACUCAAGAAUGCACCUCAAUGCAGUGUUGCUGGCGGUGGUCCUUUUUGGAAACUUAAUGCUGCAGUACGCCUCGGCUCAAAACGCUGGGUUUGUGAAAUCGCCCAUGUCUGAAACUAAGCUGACAGGGGACACGUUUGAGCUGUACUGCGACGUGGUGGGAUACCCCACACCGGAGAUCCAGUGGUGGUACGCCGAGGUCAACCGCGCUGACUCCUUCAAGCAGCUGUGGGACGGCGCGCGCAAGAAACGUGUCUCCAUCAACACGGCGUACGGCACCAACGGCGUGAGCGUGCUCGGCAUCACCCAGCUGAAGCUGGAGGACUCCGGGACCUACGAGUGCCGGGCCAGCAAUGACCCGCGGCGCAACGACCUGCGGCAAAACCCCGCCAUGACCUGGAUCCGGGCCCAGGCCACCAUAACCGUCCUGCAGAAGCCCAGGAUCAAUGCCUCUGACCAGGUGAUCCUGCCCACGCCACCCCCAACUCAGCACGGGAUGCCGCCCCCCCCUCUGCCGGCCAUCAUCCUGCAGUGCAACCUGACCACGGCCCACAACGCCCACCGCCAGAGCUUCUGGAUGAAGAACGGAGUGGAGAUCGAUUACACAAGGAAGGAAACAACCGACACGGAACAUAAAUUGAACAAGCCACGAGCAGAGGACGCUGGAAAGUAUAUGUGUGUCUACACCUUUGACAUGGCUCCCAACGCAAAUGCCACCAUUGAAGUAAAAGCUGCCCCCGAGGUCACUGGACACAAACGCAGUGAGAACAAGAACGAGGGUGAGAAUGCCAUGCUUUACUGCAAGUCAGUGGGCUAUCCUUACCCAGUGUGGAUCUGGAGGAAAAAAGUCGCCGAGACCUGGGUGGACAUUGACAACUCGUCCGGCCGCUUCUUCAUCAAAAUCCAAGACAGCUACACAGAGCUCAACGUCAUCAACUUGGACAUCAGCACAGACCCCGGCCAGUACCAGUGCAACGCGACCAACAAUAUCGGCCACAAGUCCUCCACGUCCAUAUUGCGGGUGCGCAGCCACCUGGCGCCACUCUGGCCCUUCUUGGGCGUGCUUGCCGAGAUCCUCAUCCUGGUUGUCAUCAUCGUCGUCUACGAGAAACGCAAGAAGCCCGACGAGGUGCCUGAUGAUGAUGAACCAGUUGGACCAAUGAAAAAUUCUACAAAUAACCACAAAGACAAAAAAGUUCGACAACGGAACACCAACUGAGCUGACAGAUCAAGCCAGAGUUGACGGACUGCAUAUCGUGACCAUGUGAAGGUAUCUGAGAGGAGGUCCUGGUGGUUUUUAAUGAAGCACAUCUUCUCGUUCUGAGAAAAACAAACUAA
Molecule: messenger RNA, 1903 nt
Organism: Alosa sapidissima (American shad)
Lineage: Eukaryota; Metazoa; Chordata; Actinopteri; Clupeiformes; Clupeidae
Gene: nptnb
Product: neuroplastin b
Exons: 9
Coding region: 576-1784 (402 amino acids)
Biological process (GO): homophilic cell-cell adhesion; axon guidance; dendrite self-avoidance
Cellular component (GO): plasma membrane; axon
Molecular function (GO): cell-cell adhesion mediator activity
Source: RefSeq, a predicted model, not a curated record